This is a messenger RNA of Ylistrum balloti, 2838 nucleotides long. RefSeq names its product tubulin polyglutamylase TTLL7-like. Gene Ontology annotation, molecular function: tubulin binding; tubulin-glutamic acid ligase activity. Lineage: Eukaryota; Metazoa; Mollusca; Bivalvia; Pectinida; Pectinidae. Gene Ontology annotation, cellular component: cilium. The record is from RefSeq and is a predicted model, not a curated record. Gene Ontology annotation, biological process: protein polyglutamylation; microtubule cytoskeleton organization. The coding region runs from base 1 to 2838 and encodes 945 amino acids. The transcript has 18 exons.
AUGAUCAGGCAACAGAAAGUGGGGCUUGAAAGGAGCAUGAUGCAAGGCAUGAAGCCAAGCUCCUCUGUCAGUUCCCUGGCAUCAACUGACAGACAAGAUGUGACCUUGAGUUCCCUGAUGCACUACACAAGAAGGCCUAGUGCCACUGCCACAGGACCUCUUCCACAGACAGGGCGACGCCAUGAGGAUCGUCUUGAUGAAAAGCAACAAAAAAUGGCAGAUGCAGAUGACCAACUCAAAGGACCACUUAUACCAAAAAAGAAAAGAAAAAAGAAAAGUCUCAUCACUGUUAACCUUGGUGGCACUCGAUAUGAUAUAAUUCGUCAGAUGUCUGAGAAGCUUGGAUAUGCUGUUGCCAAGGAUGAUGAUCCUAACAGUUAUCUGUUUUGGAAUGACUGCUUUGUUGCUACGGAUCGGAUCUCAGAGAUGAAAUCUUUCCAAAGGAUAAACCAUUUCCCUGGCAUGGGAGAAAUCACACGCAAGGACUGUCUAGCCCGCAAUAUGGCUAAAGUUCAGAAACAGCUACCAGAGGAUUUCUCCUUUGCCCCAAAAACCUGGAUUCUCCCGGCUGAUCAUAGCCUUCUACUAAACUACGCCAAAGACCUACGUGCAAAGAAAAAAACAAAAACAUUCAUUAUUAAACCAUCGAAUGGAGCUCAGGGACAUGGAAUUCAACUGUUUAGAAAUGCAGAGAAAAUCCCUCAAUCAGAACAUUUUAUAGUACAAGAAUACAUAGACAAACCACUGUUGAUGGAUGGCUACAAGUUCGACCUCCGCCUGUAUGUGCUGGUGACCUCAUGUGACCCGCUCAGAGUGUUUCUGUUUGACGAUGGACUUGUCAGGCUCAGUACUGAAAAGUACCUGGCACCGACUGAAGCCAACAUUAGCCAUUCAUUUAUGCAUUUAACAAAUUAUUCGGUGAACAAGCAUAAUGAAUUUUAUGAGAAAGGGGAAUCUCUCAGUUCUGGGAGUAAACGUUCCGUUCAGUUCUUCCGGGAAUAUUUGAGACAAAAUGACAUCAAUGAUGGGCUUCUGUGGCAAAGCAUUGGUGAUAUGAUUGUGAAGACUUUGAUCGUGUCAGAGCCACAUCUAUUGCAUGCCUACCGGAUGUGUCGUCCUGGAGCUGCACCGGGAAGUGAUAGUGUGUGCUUUGAGGUGCUAGGAUUUGAUGUGUUGAUUGACAGAAAGCUACGACCCUGGCUGCUAGAAGUAAAUCGUUCUCCUAGCUUUGGGACUGAUGAGAGAGUGGACUAUGAUAUCAAGUCAGCCUUGAUUGAAGACACCAUCAGAUUGCUCAAUAUCAAAAUUAGUGACAAAAGCAGAAAUAUGGCCGCCCAAAAAGCAGAAGCCAGAAAGAGGCUGUUCCGACAAAAUAAGCGAACAGAUGGACCAGAUAUAACAGAGUAUGAAAAAAAGCGACAGAGUAUAGAGAAACGGAAAGAAGAACUGAAAGAAACACUGGCCAGAAUAAGGAAGGUAUCUGCUAGAGAGGACUAUGAGAAUAGAAAUCGUGGUCGAUUCCGACGAAUCUUCCCUCCAGAUGACAAAGUAAGGCAUGAACGAUAUGUUCAAUUGCUUUCCUCAACAUUUGGAAUUUUUAUGUCGGGCAAAGCACCAGCCAUGCAGAAAGAAAUCCAGAGGGUGUAUAACAAUAAGUUGAAGGAGGUGGAUGUCAUGGACAUGUUGGCAGAAUGUGAAGCUGAUGAGAAAGAAGGAAAAUAUUACACAGGAGGCACUGGUAAACCUAGAGGUCCCAAGCCUCCAUAUAACACCACAGGAAAGUUUCAUUAUAAUCACAGCAAGCCACUUCAGAGCAUGCCUGUGAGUGUCCCAUCACCCCUUGAGAAUGAUGAUGAGGAGGAUGAGGAGAUGGAAGAUGAAGAGACAGAGAGUAUGUCAGCAUCUGGCUCGCCUUCCAUGGGACGGCAUGGCUAUCACCCUGGUAAACGCCCCGGUUCUUCUGGUCGACCAGACAGUAGACUGAGCAAUGAUGGGACUUCAAGUACCUUCAAUUCCAGGCCAAACUCAGGAGUGGGAGGGCUGAGGUCAAGGCCAACUAGCAAUAUGUCAGCAGUCAACCAAAGGUCAAGGUCACUGUCUCGUACAGGGAAUGGAAAGCAUACACCAUUACAGCGAUCUACAGUGCAGGAUGACAAUUUCCUGUUGAGUGUGGUGAAGGAACGUGAGGAUGAGUUAACAAGGAAGACACUGGUGGCUUUGAAUGAGAUGAGAAUCAAAUUCCCGGGCAAGUCAGACCAGGAGGCAGAGUAUAUCCUUGAUAAGUUACACGAAAACUGGAAGUUCCACAAACCCAGGAUUGCAUCAUACUGGCUGGUGAAGCUUGACUCGAUCAAACGAAGGAAGGUGAUAGAUAUUGUGCGUUCAAAUGUGCGAGCAGUACUUUUACGUACCUGGCGUGUCAGUGAUGUGGACAGUCUGAAAGUGUAUCGAAUCUUCAACCGCGUGUUUAACCGGCUACUAUGGAGUCAUGGCCAGGGACUCUGGAACUGCUUCUCCUCGUCCAGCAAUGCCACAAGCUGGGAGGCAAUUUUCAGUAAAAGUUCUGAGAACAUCUGUGAAGCGGAGUUAAACUGCUGCCGUCGUAUUGUCCAACUCUGUCGUGACUGUCUUCUCAUUGUCUAUCAAUUUGCUGCUGAGGCCAAAUCUUCCCAAAGCAAUACCCCACAUCACAGUAGUGUGGAGGAUCAGUCUUCAACUGGGCAAUCCAUUUCUGCCAGAGACAAAUCAGUCUCACUCAUUCCUCCCAACACGCAAACAAUGAGUCAGAAGUACUCUAAACUGUACCCAACGACCCGAACCCAGAGCAUGGGAUCCUGA